CGUAAAGUCAGUUCUGCAUUUCAUCAUCGUGCUCUGAAAAGGAUAAAGCUAGAUUUCUCUGAAAAAUUCAAUUGCGGAGAUCAGUCGACGGUGCACAUGAUCGUUGCAGACUAUCUAAGUCGCCUAAUACAAUGUUAAUAUAUUACCUGUGAUGUAUGCUGAAUGUGCUGAUAUCAAGCUGUCAGGAAUGUACUUGGGAAAUCGUUGAUCCUCCGGACAGUCGAGUUAGUUUCUUUCUCUUACGGAAUGACUGAUUGGUUUCACAAUCCUGAUUUUUUACGAAUAUAUCAAUCCGCGGACAAAGAAUGGCCCGGCUAUGAAUUUGCUGGUAAUGAAAAUGUAUCCUUACCUCUACUAAUUUCGGAAAUAUAUCGUCUGAUACCUUAUAUUGGGUCAGAAUAUGUACAUUUUCACCCAAAAAAUAUGCCCGAUGUUAAGAUAGAUAAAAUUGAAAUUAUUGGAAUUGUCACGGACAAGAUAGAACUGCAAAAAUACAUCUCAUAUACUGUGGAUGACAGCACUGGUGCAGUUCCGGUAUUAUGUGCAAAGAAGCCACUAAAUGAAGAUGAUUCAACAGAUUCUCAAGAGUCAAGUGAUGAUGAGUCUUCUGUCAACAGGGGGAAAAAACUUGAGCUAAAACCUCCAUUUGGACUUGCGCCUCGUGCACCAUAUUCUUAUGAGACUCAUAUUCAAAGUUUGUGGGUUCAAGCAAGAGGCAAAGAAUUCUGUUAUGAUGAAGUUUUGUUAUAUGACUAUGUACAUGUCAUCGGGUGUUGUGCCAUGGAUAUCAGACAUCAAAAGGAUGUUAGUAAGCUCACUAAUGAUGAUAUAGAACUUGGCAGAUUAUUUAUUUUUGGAAUGAAUCUGAGAAAAAUAAGUGAAGCAGAUCACAAUGCCAUGACAAAAAGCUUGAUAACUCAUGUUGCCAGACAACGAUACGUCAAGCCCAAAGUUGAGUAAAAUGUGAUAAUCGUCUGUAAUAAAUGUGAAAUGUGAAAACUCUGAGAUUAUACUUAGUCGAUAUCUCUUUUGUUACGUUCCUUAUUAGAGAAUAAAAUUUAUACAACCACUUGACUCUUUAUAACGCUAUUUAUAACAUUUGAUUUUGUAUC
Molecule: messenger RNA, 1112 nt
Organism: Diprion similis
Lineage: Eukaryota; Metazoa; Arthropoda; Insecta; Hymenoptera; Diprionidae
Exons: 5
Coding region: 247-960 (237 amino acids)
Source: RefSeq, a predicted model, not a curated record